CUCUGUUCCUGUACAACACAGUGUGGAUGGGCAAUGCGUCUAUCCCCCCCUCCUCAUGUGUGAUGCUGCUGGUUGCGUUCUAAAGGCACCACACUGUACCCCUGACGCUUAUGUAGGACUUGGUAACCACGGCAACAAACAACAUCAGAACAGAAUGGUCAGACCCAGGCGGUAAAGCGUGAAGAAGAGGGAAUAAAGAUCUCCGACUUAAAACAAUAAGUCAGAAGCUUCCAUCCUGUCAACAGCAGAUCAAACAGGUGGUGUUGGUGUGAUCUCCCUGUGUAGCUGAGGAGCUGCCAUGCCAUUUGGCUGUUUGACACUCGGGGAGAAGAAGGAUUACAACAAUCCCUCAGAGGUGACUGAUAAAUAUGACCUCGGACAAAUUGUCAAAUCGGAGGAGUUCUGUGAGAUCUUCAGAGCAAAGGACAAGAACACACUCAAAAUGUUCACCUGUAAAAAGUUUCUGAAAAAGGAUGGGAGGAAAGUGAGAAAAGCUGCCAAGAAUGAGAUCCUGAUCUUGAAGAUGGUUAAACAUCAUAACAUCCUCCAGCUGGUUGAUGUCUUUGAAACUAGGAAGGAGUACUUCCUCUUCCUGGAGCUAGCUACAGGCAGAGAGGUCUUUGACUGGAUCUUAGACCAAGGCUACUACUCGGAGAGGGACACCAGCAACGUUGUCAGACAGGUGUUGGAAGCCGUGGCCUAUCUGCACUCCCAGAGCAUCGUCCACAGGAAUCUCAAGCUGGAGAACUUGGUGUACUUCAAUCGCCUGAAGCACUCCAAAAUAGUGAUCAGUGACUUCCACCUGGCCAAGCUGGAGAACAGACUCAUCAAAGACCCCUGUGGAACCCCAGAGUACCUUGCUCCUGAGGUGGUGGGACGACAGAGGUAUGGGAGGCCAGUGGAUUGCUGGGCCAUCGGGGUCAUUGUGUAUAUUCUCCUGUCUGGAAACCCUCCUUUCUAUGACGAAAUGGAAGAUGACGACUAUGAUAAUCACGACAAGAAUCUUUUCCGCAAGAUUCUGUCAGGAGACUAUGAGUUUGACUCACCGUACUGGGAUGAUAUCUCUGACUCGGCGAAAAGCCUGGUGGCAAGUCUGAUGGAAGUGGAGCAGGAUCAAAGACUGACUGCACAGGAGGCCAUCAACCAUGAAUGGAUUUCUGGGAAUGCAGCGUCCGAUAAGAACAUCAGGGAUGGAGUGUGUGGGCAAAUUGAAAAGAACUUUGCCAAAGCCAAGUGGAAGAAAGCUGUACGAGUCACAACAAUGAUGAAGAGGCUUCGAGCUCCAGAACAGAGGGACUCAGGGACCUCCAGCCCAGUACCAGGGGGCUCUACAUGCCCUGUCACCUCCAGCAACACUCCAGUACCCUCAGCUGAUGCUCCUGAGGGCACCCCUGUCAGCACAGAGGCCUCGGUCACCCUCCAGGUCCCUGACUCACAGAAUCCACCCGCCAUCAUCACUCCUGAUGAGCCAGAGGCAGAUCCCCUGCAACGGUGUAACGGGGAUGCCGCAGUGUCCCUCCAAACACCCCCACAAACACAGGACGAUCAGAAUGGCUAGACAGAGCAGCAGCACUACAACCCCACCACACACACCCUGUUAAUAACACUCCGCCCCACCCUCCCUCUUGCAGCAUUAGUACAGCAACAUCUCACUCGGUCUGUUAUAUCUGUGAUUGUUUGAGAUGGUCUGUCUAUCUUAAGCAUUGUUUUCUCUCACUAUUUUCCCCUCCAGUUUUAAGGAUACUCAUCCUUUUGAAAAUGGUUCAAAGCGUGUGAGGAAUACUAAUUGUUUUGAGCAGGUCUAGGAAAUGUCUCGGUCUCAAACUUUCUCUUCAAUUAAUUACUUUUAAUUUAAUGGAAAUCUCAAUUCAAUAAAUGUAUCUGUUUGAAUCUGAAUCACGCCUUCAGUGCAGUUCUUAGACACCUACAGUACAUGUUUGUAAUGUCCUGCCUCCUUGGUUCCAUCUCUUAGAGAGGCAAUUUCUAAAUAUGUUUGCUACUGUACCCUAGUCGAUAUGUUAGUGAGAAAUGAUCCUCAAAGCGACUAAUAACUGCAUAUUUUGUCUUUAUACUCCCGUUUAUGAAAAGAUGAAAGAAACCUGUGAGAAAGUCUGUCUGGUCGGUUCAUGGUCCCAAUAAAAUAAUGUAAAGGCCUUUAUUAAGAUUUUGCAAAUAGUAGCUCAUGUUGUAUGUAACUAGUUUAAGGUAGUGUCAAGCCUGUUACACGGUGUGGUAUCUAUGUUUUAAGCAUCUUUUAGCUGAGCUGAAGGGUUGCCAAAGUAUUAUGUAAAUCUAUGAAUUGAGCAAUAUUGGUAUUGCUGUAUAAAACUGACACUUUUUUUGAAUUACUUUAAUUGUGACUGAUCAGUAUGAGUUUUUUCCCCCAUAUGCCAUGACCAGCUAAUUUAACCUGACUGCUUUUCAUAAUGACAUUCGUCAUUGUUUAAAAAAUUGGUUCCUAUGGAGGUUUGGGACAGUAGAAAAUAUUUGUAACUUACAGAUCAUACACUUGACACAUUGUUUUUUUCCUCUUUUCCCAUGAAUACCUGUAAAGCUGAAAAAUAUAUUCUCAAUUCACUUAUUCAUAUCAUGGGAGCCACCACACAAGUAUGUGACAAAACAAAGCAAUGAUGUUAUCAAGACACACAUUUAAAAGUAUGCUACAAGGUUAAUGUAUGCUAUAAGUAUGCUAUUAUUAUGUAUUUAUUUAGCGACUACAUUUUCUUGUAUUUUGAGUAACGUCCCUCAGUCUCUGUAUUCCUUGACUGAAAUCUAUAAUAAAAUGAAUGGUGAUUCACAA
Messenger RNA from Salmo salar (Atlantic salmon), 2800 nucleotides. Lineage: Eukaryota; Metazoa; Chordata; Actinopteri; Salmoniformes; Salmonidae. The record is from RefSeq and is a predicted model, not a curated record.